Molecule: messenger RNA, 321 nt
Organism: Pyricularia pennisetigena
Lineage: Eukaryota; Fungi; Ascomycota; Sordariomycetes; Magnaporthales; Pyriculariaceae
Exons: 2
Coding region: 1-321 (106 amino acids)
Source: RefSeq, a predicted model, not a curated record
AUGACGGAAUCCAACCAAGGUCGCGCCGACGCAUGCAUGUCACACGAGGCACACGAGGACCGCAUGGAAUUCUCGGUCUCACAAAGUCGUGCGAUGCGUUUGCAGGCUUUGAUUCCGAGUUUACACAUGAGCUCGGAGUUUUGGAAUGAGCCAGGCCACGGAGUCAUCAUUCCUGGGCGCUUUGCAUACUCGGUUUCACUCAUGCGGAUAGGGAGUCGUACGGGCUUUUACUACUUUACAUCAGGCAGGCUACCGCCACCAUCACGGGCGGUUCCCAGCAGGGUACAGAAAGGGGGGAUGCAGAACGCAGACGGCUACUGA